UCGUGGUAACCAAGUGCUGCGUUCACCUAGAAACCAGAGCACCUAUUCUCGAAAACAUUACGCAAAGAAACCAGCUGGAAUUACCCUUGAAUGCUAUCUCCCCUACGUCAAGUUUUCGUCUCCGAUGUGUUUCGCAACAUAGGGUUUCCGUGGCGUUAUUUGGUGUGUUUGUUGUUGGGGUUUUUUUUUAAUUAUUUGUUCUUGUAUUGCAUUGUUUUUAUGUAUUUAUUUUUUUCUCCAGGACCCCGCUUAUAAUCAUUCGACGCGCAAUGUUCCUCUAACCGAGUCCGAAAUCCCUCUUCUAAAAAAAAGAAAAGAAAGGAAACCGACAACAACAUCCAUUUGAGAUGCGGAUUAAGGAGGGGAGACGCGCCGAGGGAGGCUGUGGUCGGAAGCCGUUUAAUUAUUUGGCGCUGCCGCGAAGUUAACGAAAGAUUUGCAUUCCGGGGCGUCCUCGCCGGGGGGAGGCGAGACGGGCUGUUCGCGUAGUAGUUGCCGAGACAGGUUGCUCGCUGCCGGUGAAGACGGUCUCAGCCCGGACCUCCUCCGCUCGUCGCGGCUGGGGCACCGAGGGGACUCUCCUCCGGCAGAUUUAUGAAUGGUGGCAGUCUGACACAGCGCUCGGCCUGUUUUGAUUGAUCAUGGCGGACCGGACCGCUCCCCGCUGCCAGCUGCGACUGGAGUGGGUCUACGGCUACAGGGGUCACCAGUGCCGCAAUAACCUGUACUACACCGCCGGCAAGGAGGUCGUGUACUUCGUGGCGGGAGUCGGGGUGGUGUACAACACCCGAGAGCACAGCCAGAAGUUUUAUCUGGGACACAACGACGACAUUAUCAGUUUAGCUUUGCACCCUGAUAAAAUUCAGGUUGCCACCGGCCAGGUUGGGAAGGACCCUUACAUCUGCGUGUGGGACACGUACAGCGUGCAGACCGUGUCCAUUCUCAAAGACGUCCACACCCAUGGAGUGGCCUGCCUGGCUUUUGACUCAGAUGGACAGCGUUUAGCCUCGGUGGGGCUGGAUGCCAAAAACACAGUCUGCGUCUGGGACUGGAAGAAAGGGAAAGUGCUGGCCACAGCGACCGGACACUCCGACAGGAUCUUUGAUAUUGCCUGGGAUCCGUAUCAACAGAACAGGCUUGUGAGCUGCGGGGUGAAGCACAUCAAGUUUUGGGCCUUGUGUGGAAAUGCGUUAACACCAAAAAGGGGAAUAUUCGGCAAAACUGGGGACCUGCAGACCAUCCUCUGCUUGGCCAGUGCGAAAGAUGACGUUACGUAUUCCGGGGCGCUGAAUGGGGACAUCUACGUGUGGAAGGGGCUCAACCUGGCGCGCACGGUACAGGGAGCACACGGGGCCGGGAUCUUCAGCAUGUACGCCUGUGAAGAAGGCUUCGCCACGGGUGGCCGGGACGGGUGCAUCCGGCUCUGGGACAUCGACUUCAAGCCCAUCACCAAAAUCGACCUCAGAGAGGCUGAGCAGGGAUACAAAGGAUUGUCCAUACGGAGUGUGUGCUGGAAGGCAGACCGCAUCCUGGCAGGGACACAGGACAGUGAGAUUUUCGAGGUGAUGGUGCGGGACCGGGACAAGCCACUGUUGAUAAUGCAGGGUCACUGUGAGGGAGAGCUCUGGGCCCUGGAUGUCCAUCCCAAGAAGCCUCUGGCGGUGACAGGCAGCGAUGACCGAUCAGUGAGGUUGUGGAGCCUGGCUGAUCACGCCCUCAUCGCACGCUGCAACAUGGAGGAGGCGGUGCGCAGCGUGGCCUUCAGCAGCGACGGCUCCCAGCUGGCCCUGGGGAUGAAGGACGGCUCUUUCACUGUGCUGAGAGUCAGGGACAUGACGGAAGUGGUGCACAUCAAGGACAGGAAGGAGGUGAUCCACGAGAUGAAGUUCUCGCCGGACGGCUGCUACCUGGCGGUGGGCUCCAACGACGGGCUGGCGGACAUCUACGCGGUGGCGCAGCGCUACAAGAAAGUGGGGGAGUGCAGCAAGUCCUCGAGCUUCAUCACCCACCUGGACUGGUCUGUGGACAGCAAGUUCCUGCAGACCAACGACGGGGCCGGGGAGAGACUGUUCUACAAGAUGCCGUCUGGUAAAAAUGUUACAAAUAAAGAAGAGAUCAAAGGAAUCCACUGGGCAACCUGGACGUGCGUGAUUGGGCCUGAAGUCAGUGGGAUCUGGCCGAAAUACACUGACAUCAAUGACAUCAACUCCGUGGACGCCAACUACAACAGUGGUGUGCUGGUCUCAGGGGAUGACUUUGGGCUGGUCAAGCUCUUCCGAUUCCCCUGCCUGAAAAAAGGGGCAAAGUUCAAGAAGUAUGUUGGCCACUCUGCCCACGUGACCAAUGUGCACUGGUCCCACGAUCUGCAGUGGGUGCUGAGCACUGGAGGGGCUGACCACUCCGUGUUCCAGUGGAGGUUCCUCCCGGAGGGCCUCAUAAAUGGAUGCCUGGAACCUCCUGUCCAGGAAGGAUAUGCAGAUUCCAAUAGUGAGGAAUCGGAUUCAGAUUUGUCAGACGUACCAGAACUGGACUCCGAUAUUGAGCAAGAAGCCCAGAUAAACUAUGACCGUCAGGUCUACAAAGAAGAUCUACCUCAGCUCAAGCAACAAAGCCGAGAGAAGAACCUGCCUGUCAGCUCCCUGAAGCGCGAGAGAGUGCCAGACGAGGGUCUCAGGCUACAGUUCGUUCAUGGGUACCGGGGGUACGACUGUCGCAACAACCUGUUCUAUACUCAGGCGGGAGAGGUGGUGUACCAUGUGGCCGCGGUGGCCGUCAUUUACAACAGACAGCAGCACACCCAGCGUUUCUACCUGGGUCACGACGAUGACAUCCUAAGCUUAGCCCUCCACCCUGUGAAGGACUAUGUGGCCACAGGACAGGUUGGCCGAGAUCCGUCUAUCCACGUGUGGGAUAUCCAAACUCUGAAGUGCUUAUCUCUUCUGAAAGGGCACCAUCAGAGAGGGGUCUGUGCACUCGAUUUCUCAGCGGAUGGGAAGAGCUUAGUUUCCGUUGGCAUAGAUGACAAUCACUGCAUAGCAGUGUGGGACUGGAAGAAGGGUGAAAAGCUGGCCACGGCAAGAGGCCACAAAGACAAACUCUUUGUAGUAAAGUGCAAUCCUUUUCAUAUGGACAAGCUGGUGACAGUAGGAAUGAAACACAUCAAGUUCUGGCAGCAUGCAGGUGGGGGCCUUACAUUCAAGAGAGGGACUUUCGGAAACCUAGGGAAGCUGGAGACGAUGAUGUCUGUGUGCUACGGGCGGGCUGAGGACCUGGUGUUCUCGGGAGCUGCAACGGGGGACGUCUACAUCUGGAAAGACACCCUGCUGCUGAAGACAAUCAAGGCCCAUGACGGGCCUGUGUUUGCCAUGUACUCCCUAGACAAGGGGUUUGUCACGGGAGGCAAGGAUGGAGUGGUGGAGCUGUGGGACGACAUGUUUGAGAGGUGUCUGAAGACGUACGCCAUCAAGAGAGCUGCCUUGUCUCCAGGCUCCAAAGGCCUGCUCCUGGAAGAUAAUCCCUCAAUCCGUGCCAUUACUCUCGGACACGGUCACAUCCUGGUUGGAACAAAGAAUGGAGAAAUACUGGAAAUUGAUAAAAGUGGCCCCAUGACCCUGCUGGUUCAGGGUCACAUGGAAGGAGAAGUGUGGGGCCUGGCAGCUCAUCCCCUGCUCCCGAUAUGUGCCACAGUGAGCGACGACAAGACCCUGCGCAUCUGGGAGCUCUCCUCCAACCAUCGCAUGGUGGCAGUGCGCAAACUCAAGAAAGGUGGUAGAUGCUGUGCCUUCUCCCCAGAUGGGAAAGCCCUCGCAGUGGGCUUGAACGAUGGCAGUUUCAUUGUAGUGAACUCGGACACUCUGGAAGACAUGGUGUCCUUCCAUCACAGAAAGGAAAACAUUUCUGAUAUCAGGUUUUCACAAGAUGCUGGAAAAUACCUAGCAGUGGCUUCUCACGAUAAUUUUGUGGACAUUUACAACGUGCUGACCAGCAAAAGGGUCGGCAUCUGCAAAGGAGCUUCAAGCUACAUCACGCACAUAGACUGGGAUACCCGAGGUAAAUUAUUACAAGUUAAUUCCGGUGCCAAAGAGCAAUUAUUCUUUGAAGCCCCCAGAGGGAAAAGGCAAACAAUCCGGCUAUCUGAGAUUGAGAAGAUUGAGUGGGCCACUUGGACGUGUGUGCUGGGCCCCACCUGUGAGGGCAUCUGGCCCACCCACAGUGACAUCACAGACGUCAACGCCGCCUCUCUGACCAAAGACAGGAAGCUGCUGGCCACCGGGGAUGACUUUGGCUUCGUAAAGCUCUUUACCUACCCUGCCAAGGGACAGUAUGCCAAGUUUAAGAAGUAUGUGGGCCACAGUGCCCAUGUGACUAACGUGCGGUGGUCCCAGGACGACUCCACGCUGCUCACGGUAGGGGGUGCCGACACUGCGCUCAUGAUCUGGGCCCGAGAGCCUUCUGGCAACAAGGAGAGCAAGCACGUGGACAGCGAAGAGUCCGACACGGACACCGAGGAGGACGGGGGGUAUGACAGCGAUGUUGCCCGGGAGAAAUCUGUCGACUACACCACUAAGAUCUAUGCAGUUAGUAUCCGGGAGAUGGCUGGCACCAAGCCUCACCAGCAGCAGAAAGAAAUGUCUGCAGAAGAAAGGCAGGGAAUUGUCAAGGGAUCCAGGCCUCCUGUUAGCAGAGCUGCCCCUCAGCCUGACAAACUGCAGAAGAACAAUAUCACCAAGAAGAAGAAGCUGGUGGAGGAGCUGGUGCUGGACCAUGUGUUUGGAUACAGGGGCUUUGAUUGUCGCAACAACCUGCAUUACCUCAACGACGGCGCUGACAUCAUCUUCCACACGGCUGCAGCGGCCAUGGUGCAGAAUCUGUCCACAGGCACUCAGAGCUUCUACUUGGAGCACACAGACGACAUCCUGUGUCUAACUGUCAAUCAGCAUCCUAAGUAUAAAAAUGUUAUUGCCACCGGACAGAUCGGCGAUGUUGCAGACCUUGCAGGUACCACGCCUUCGAUCCACGUGUGGGAUGCCAUGAGCAAGCAGACGCUGUCCAUACUGCGCUGCUCCCAUGCCAAGGGCGUGGGCUACGUCAGCUUCAGUGCCACGGGCAAGCUGCUGCUGUCAGUGGGCGUGGAGCCUGAGCACACCAUCACGGUCUGGAGGUGGCAGGAAGGUGCCAAAGUGGCCAGUAAAGGCGGCCACGCUGAAAGAAUCUUCGUGGUGGAGUUCAGGCCCGACUCGGACACCCAGUUCGUGUCGGUGGGAAUAAAGCACAUCAAGUUCUGGACUCUGGCUGGCGGGGCGCUGAUGUACAAGAAGGGGGUGAUCGGCUCAGUCGAGGAUGCCAGGAUGCAGACGAUGCUGUCGGUGGCUUUUGGUGCUAAUAAUCUUACGUUCACUGGUGCCAUAAACGGAGACGUGUACGUGUGGAGGGACCACUGCCUGAUCCGCUUGGUGGCCAAAGCACACACGGGCCCCGUCUUCACCAUGUACACCACCCUGAGGGACGGCCUGAUUGUCACCGGGGGCAAAGAGCGCCCGACGAAGGAGGGCGGGGCUGUCAAGCUGUGGGACCAGGAGAUGAAGAGGUGCCGGGCGUUCCAGCUGGAGACGGGGCAGCUGCUGGAGUGCGUGCGCUCCGUGUGCAGGGGAAAGGGUAAAAUCUUAGUGGGAACUAAAGAUGGUGAGAUCAUUGAGGUCGGAGAGAAGAAUGCCGCCUCCAACAUCCUGAUCAAUGGUCACAUGGAAGGAGAGAUCUGGGGCCUGGCCACUCACCCCUCCAAAGACAUGUUCAUCUCAGCCAGUGAUGAUGGGACCAUACGCAUCUGGGACUUAGCUGAUAAAAAACUGCUGAACAAGGUGAGCCUGGGCCAUGCGGCCAAGUGCGCUGGGUACAGCCCUGAUGGGGAGAUGGUGGCCAUCGGCAUGAAAAACGGGGAGUUCGUCAUCCUCUUGGUCAACUCCCUGAAGGUCUGGGGCAAGAAGAGAGACCGCAGCGCUGCCAUCCAGGACAUCCGAUUCAGUCCUGACAACAGGUUCCUGGCUGUGGGAUCCUUGGAGAGCACCGUGGAUUUUUAUGACCUGACCCUCGGCCCCUCUCUCAACCGGAUAGGAUACUGCAAAGACAUUCCCAGCUUUGUGAUCCAGAUGGAUUUUUCUGCUGAUAGCAAGUACAUUGAGGUGUCCACCGGGGCCUACAAGCGGCAGGUCCACGAGGUGCCCACAGGGAAGACCGUGACGGAGCAGUCUGUCCUGGACAGGAUCACAUGGGCCAGCUGGACCAGCAUCCUGGGAGAUGAAGUGCUGGGAAUCUGGCCCCGGAACGCAGACAAGGCGGAUGUGAACUGCGCCUGUGUCUCUCACGCUGGGCUCAACGUGGUGACGGGGGAUGACUUUGGGCUGGUGAAGCUCUUUGAUUUCCCAUGCACCGAAAAGUUUGCCAAACACAAGCGUUACUUUGGCCACUCGGCUCAUGUGACCAACAUCCGCUUCUCCUACGAUGACAAAUACGUAAUAAGCACAGGAGGAGAUGACUGCAGUGUGUUUGUGUGGAAAUGCCAGUAAAAAAGGACCCAUCUGAAGAGCUGCAGGUGAUCUCAUGUGGUGUGAAGCUGGAGGGAUUCCAAUGCCUCAAGUGUCUGGCUGCUACAAACCUGUUACUGAAAUGCUGCAUUUAAACAGUUUGGCCAACUGUGGCACAGAACUGCUGUUAAACACCGAUCAUGGAUACUGAAGGGGAGGGGUGUGGGGAACACACUGUAAUAACCUUUGCAAAUAUCACCUAGUACCUUGAUAGGCUUUCGAGCAGGCUAUGCUGAUAUACUAGUGGGAAAUAAAUAUUCCUGCUGGUCUUGACAGCUGGUAUCUCACUAUACAGUACAGAAGUCAUCUUGCCACAGUAAAUGCUGUUUUACAGAUCUUUAAAAAAAUUACCGUUUGUGUUUACAUUUUCAUCUGCUUUCUGCAGUGGAGGAGGCAGAAAAUAGUUAUCAUGCCAAUUUUUUUACAGUUUUGCCCAGGCAUUGCAGACUUCAAAUAAACCUUUCUAGCCAACCAA
Molecule: messenger RNA, 7056 nt
Organism: Lepisosteus oculatus (spotted gar)
Lineage: Eukaryota; Metazoa; Chordata; Actinopteri; Semionotiformes; Lepisosteidae
Source: RefSeq, a predicted model, not a curated record